This is a messenger RNA of Arabidopsis lyrata subsp. lyrata, 1180 nucleotides long. RefSeq names its product dehydration-responsive element-binding protein 1C. Lineage: Eukaryota; Viridiplantae; Streptophyta; Magnoliopsida; Brassicales; Brassicaceae. The transcript has a single exon. The coding region runs from base 385 to 1026 and encodes 213 amino acids. The record is from RefSeq and is a predicted model, not a curated record. Gene Ontology annotation, biological process: regulation of DNA-templated transcription. Gene Ontology annotation, molecular function: DNA-binding transcription factor activity; DNA binding.
AUUAAUAAGUUAAAAAACUCACAAUGGUCAUAACGCGGGAAGGUCAGAAACUUCCCAAGAUGGGUCAAAGGACACAUGGCAGACUCUGAGGGAUUGACAGCCUAAAUGAUUACAAAAACCGUGGGAUCGCUUAGCUGUGUCUUAACCACGUGGCAUUCACAGAGACAGAAACUCCGUGUUCGACGCCCACAAAUAUCCAAAUAUCUUCCGGCCAAUAUAAAACACCAAGCUCCCACUCCAAGAACUUCAAACUUACCAGAAUUAGAAAAGAAAGAGAGAGAAAUAAAAUAAAUAUUUUAUCAAACCCAUACAAAAAAGACCUAGAUCAUCUACUUACACUCUACUCGUAACCUUAUCCAGUUUCUUGAAACAGAGUACUGAUCAAUGAACUCAUCAUUUUCUGCCUUUUCUGAAAUGUUUGGCUCCGACUACGAGUCCUCAGGCGGCGAUUAUAUUCCGACAUUGGCGACGAGCUGUCCCAAGAAACCUGCCGGAAGAAAGAAGUUUCGUGAGACUCGUCACCCAAUUUACAGAGGAGUUCGUCAAAGAAACUCCGGUAAGUGGGUGUGUGAGUUGAGAGAGCCAAACAAGAAAACGAGGAUUUGGCUUGGGACUUUCCAAACCGCCGAGAUGGCCGCUCGUGCUCACGACGUCGCCGCCUUAGCUCUCCGUGGCAGAUCAGCCUGUCUUAAUUUCGCUGACUCGGCUUGGAGGCUACGAAUCCCCGAGUCAACGUGCGCCAAGGAAAUCCAAAAGGCAGCGGCUGAAGCCGCGAUGGCUUUUCAAUAUGAGAUGUGUGAUACGACGACGACGGAUCAUGGCCUUGACAUGGAAGAGACGAUGGUGGAAGCUAUUGUAACGGCGGAACAGAGCGACGCGUUUUAUUUAGACGACGAGGCGAUAUUCGGGAUGUCAAGUUUGUUGGAUAAUAUGGCCGAAGGAAUGCUUUUGCCGUCGCCGUCUGUUCAAUGGAACUAUAAUUUUGAUGUCGAGGGAGAUGAUGACUUGUCGUUAUGGAGUUAUUAAUUCAAUUUUCUUGUACAGUUUUGGUAUUAUAACUUUUUAUAAAUUAGAUCCUUUUUUAGAACGGAUCGUCAUUUUUUUUUGGGUGGUGUGAGAAACGAAUGUAAAUGAUUCAGUAAAGGUGUUGUCAAAUGCAAGUGUUUUUGAGUGCAGGAUA